GUAAGAAGAGCUGCUGUCCUACCCUUGGUACCGACCCAACAAGUGGAAGACGUUUGGUUCAAUGCUCUUGAUGAAAAUGAGGACAACAGCCCAGAGGUUACCCGUUUCAAGGACUAUGUCACAGGAACGUGGGUGGAAGGACAGCAGCUGGACCUGUGGAACCACUAUGACAACACAGGGCCUCGUACAACUAAUCAUGUAGAAGGAUGGCACAGUAAAGUAAACAGGAUGUGCAAGCAUGCACACCCGAACAUUUAUGCGAUUGUAAAGUUGCUCCAGAAAUUACAGGCUGCUGACGAGGUUAGGAUGAUUCAACUGCCUGCUGGAGGAAAAUCACGUCCAAGAAAGAAGAAGUAUCGACGUUUGGAUGAGC
Molecule: messenger RNA, 373 nt
Organism: Mizuhopecten yessoensis (Yesso scallop)
Lineage: Eukaryota; Metazoa; Mollusca; Bivalvia; Pectinida; Pectinidae
Exons: 1
Source: RefSeq, a predicted model, not a curated record